AUUAAAAGAGGGCAACGGGAGCUGUGCUACUUUGCACAUAAACCGUCAACUGUUGAAUCACUUUCUGAUAAGCAUUCUUGUAUAAAAUGUUUGAAACAGAUAAUUUAUUAAUUAAUCGCGUUUGUUUAGUCUGCUCGUCAAUAUAAUGGGCGGUAAAAAUAUUUUAUCUAAGUUUUUAUUUUGUGGGUGUAAAAAUAAUAAAAAAUUACCGGAAGAAAAGGAAAAACCCCCGUUACCAAAUAACACAGAUAUUGAAAGUGAUUCUCGAAUUCAAAAUAUCAACCUAUGCAUCGAAAAAAAUGGAGAAGAACACAACACCUCGAAAUAUUUCCACAUGCGUCAAGGAACCAAAUCGAAUUUAGUGAUCAGACGUGGUCAAAGUUUUCGAAUUGAAAUAACCCUCAGUUCCCCAUACAAACCAGACACGGACAAGAUUGCUUUUAAUUUCAAAAGUGCAGAUGCUAAAAUACCAAAUUUCCGAGAUGGAACCAUAGUGCUUAUUGGUUUAUCAAAAAAUAACGAUUCAGAAUACGCUUGGAAAGCAAAUUUGGUCUCUCAUGAAGCUAAUACAGUUGUUGUCGAUAUAACACCAUCACCCGAUUGUAUCGUUGGGAAAUGGUCAUUGAUGGUUGAAUAUAAAAACACAGAAAAUGUUGCUACGUUUAAUUUGCCAAAAAGUAUUUUUAUUCUAUUUAAUCCAUGGUGUGAGGAAGAUGAAGUUUUUAUGGAAUCUAAAGAAUGGAGAGAAGAAGCCGUUUUGAAUUCGGAUGGAAUGAUAUGGUGCAAUAUGACGAAUUUGGGAAGACCAUGGAAUUAUGCGCAGUUCGAUGAAGACAUUUUAGAUUGUGCUUUGUAUUUAGUGGGAAAUUUGGGUCAAUUGAAAGGUCGUUUACGUUCGGAUCCAGUUCAAGUAACUAGAAAGCUUUCCGCUGUUAUGAAUAGCAACGAUGAUUAUGGGGUUUUAGCUGGAAAUUGGGGUAAGGAUUAUACAGGAGGUGUUAGUCCUUUAAAAUGGACAGGAAGUAGAGAUAUUUUACAACAGUACUACAAGAAAAAGCAGCCUGUUAAGUUUGGACAAUGUUGGGUAUUUGCUGGAAUUUUAACAUCAGCUUGUAGAGCUCUUGGAAUACCGGCACGUACCAUAACAAAUUUUAGUUCGGCGCAUGAUGGUGAUGGAUCAAUAACUAAUGAUUUCUUCAUAGACGAUGACGGUAAAAUAGAUAGUGGAUCAGAUUCCAUUUGGAACUUCCAUGUUUGGUCUGAAGUUUGGAUGAAAAGAGCCGAUCUUGGAACCGGUUAUGAUGGAUGGCAAGCUUUAGAUGCUACACCUCAGGAAAGAAGUGACAGAAUCUUCCGUUGUGGUCCAGCUUCGGUUGUCGCCGUCAAAAACGGAGAUAUUACCAAACCUUACGAUGUCCCAUACGUUUUUUCUGGUGUCAACGCUGAUACAGUGACUUGGAAGUUGGAUAGAAACGGUUUCGCUUCUCAAUUGGUAGAGAAAAAUACUAAUCACGUCGGAAAAUUUAUAAGCACAAAAAGUCCAAGUGGUUAUAAAAGAUUAGAUGUCACGGAUGCUUAUAAAUUUAAUGAAGGUUCUGCCGAGGAAAGGGCAAUUUUCUUAAAAGCUAUGCGUCAAGUUGAACAUCCAUUCGGGAAAGCUUACGUUGCCAGUAAAUUCGAAGAAAUUAUUUUCAAAUUUAAAUAUUACGACGAUAUUAACGUUGGAGAAUCAUUCGACCUUAAAUUAAUAAUGACCAAUACAAACACUACCCAAAAUUUUAACAUCCUCACCAUAUUACGGUUGGAUGUAUUUUCUUACAACGGUAAACUUCUCGCUACCGCCAAAGCCAUCAAAGAAACUGUGAAUGUACCGAAAAAUGGCCAGAAGGAAUUCAUAAUGCCCGUCACUUUUGAAGACUACAACAAGUUUUUGACCGAUAACUGCUUCUUUGUCAUUUCCUGUUUAGCGUCAGUGGAAAACACAAAUUAUUACUAUUACGAUAGGGAUAACGUUAUAAUUAAAAAGCCGGGUGUAUCAAUUGACGUCGCAAAUAAGAAUCAAGUUGGAAGACAGGUUCAAGGAUGUGUUGGUAUAAAAAAUCCUCUUCCCAUUCCGUUGAAGAAAGGAGAAUUUCUUAUUGAAGCACCCGGUUUAGGAAAACAACUUAAAAUUAAAUUGAAGAAUGAUAUUCCUCCGCACGGUGAAAUUACUGAACAAUUUAUGUUUACUCCGGAAAUGCCUGGACUUCAAACUGUUGCAGCUAAAUUCGUAUCGAAACAAUUAGAUGAUGUUGAAGGUUUCAAACAGAUUGUUGUUGAUGUUUAAUUAAUUUGUAUUGUUUUUUUUUAUUAUAAAAUAGUUGAU
Molecule: messenger RNA, 2365 nt
Organism: Onthophagus taurus
Lineage: Eukaryota; Metazoa; Arthropoda; Insecta; Coleoptera; Scarabaeidae
Product: annulin-like
Biological process (GO): peptide cross-linking
Molecular function (GO): protein-glutamine gamma-glutamyltransferase activity
Source: RefSeq, a predicted model, not a curated record